CUGACGGUGGUUUCCAGGGAAACUGGAAAUGUGAAGCUUUUUCAAUAGACACAGGCAGAGCUUAAAGAGCCAGGUUUGCCUAAGAUAGAUUCUUCUAGAGACAAACCUGUAGCCGCUGCAAUCACUAUCAAUCACUGGGAGAGAUAUACGGACAGAUGUGAGUCUGGAUCAGCGCUGAGAUUUGUGAUGUUUGACCCGAAUCUGACAGAGAGCUAUGGAGAGACUUCAGUCUGACUUGGACUGCUGAGACAGAAUGGGAAGUCUAAAAGACGAAAUGAGAGGACUGACAGAGGACCACAAGCAGUGUGAGAGGGCAGAUGAUGGAGAGUAUCCAGGCAGCUCAGAUGGCAGCGCUGAGCCUGAGGGACCUCAGAUAAACACGAGUCAAGAGUCAUCAACACAACAGAGCUAUCAGCCAAAACUCCACACAAACACCGACUGCGGUGGAGAGGAAAUACACAGGGGUCCCAUUUCUAAAGAUGAGGAGGAUUCAGGAGGGGUUUGUGACAACACUGACCAAUCAGACUCUACAGAGGUUAAAGACUUUUUGCAGACCGACGCAAUCAGUCUGACACAACAGUCUGAAGCAACAAAAGAUACACAAAACAACACAACCAUCACCAAAAAGAGCCUGACUGAUGGAGAGGGAGAUGAUACAAUUCAGGUGGAUAAAAUCAUGUGUCCAGACGAAGAGGAAGAAGCGAACAGAAUUGAGAACAUCACUAUUCCUGUACCUCCAACCCCAGGACCCUGUGAGCCCUGCACCCCAGCACCCUUUGGCCAACACCACAUGCGCACACAGGUCAGCCUGGAGGUAGUCCAGUGUCACUCUGCGGCCACCAGCCCCAUGACGCCUCCUGAGGGCGGCAAUUCCUUCUUCUUCCCAAGCUCUUUUGGGAGACCUGGAGCUGUGGGUGCUGACACUAAAGAUGCAGACCUACAGGUGGGCAAACAGGUGGAGUUCUGCUCGGUUGCUACCUCCCCUAUGACCCCAAAGACGCCAUCGACAACAGCUUUCCCAGAGCUGACCGGGAGGGAGACGGUGCAGAGAGGGGAGGAGAGGGUGAAACAAUGCUCCGUUGCUACUUCUCCCAUGACCCCAAAGACGCCUGCCACAACAGCUUUCCCAGAGCUGACCGGGAGGGAGACAGUGCAGAAGAAGAAGGAGACGGGGAAGCAGAGUAAGGGGUCAGAGGUGGAAGGGAGUCUCUCUUUGAUCAAAAGUCAAGCAGAGGCUGAGUCAGAGAAGACAGAAGCGUUAGAGUUAAGCACAUCAAAGGAGCAGCGUGAAGGCUUCAGCUCAAAUGCAUCUCAAGUGAGCUCCUCGUGCUGCCCUACUGUUGUGUCGACAGAUUCAAGAGGAAUCACUAAAGACAGUAAGCAGCAGAGGAUGGGAAGUAUGGAUCAAGACAUUACUAUCGUGGUGACCCACCAUGACCACAGCGAGGAAGACGAUGAGAAGCCUGAGUCGUCUGCUUGUCCCGUGGAGAAAGAGAUGAUUGAUGAACGUGAGGAAAUCAGUGGAAACAAUGACAGAAGAGAGGAUGAAAAGGAAAAUGUCCCUACAGAUGCUCAUGGUCAUGCAGAGGAUGACUCACCCUCACCACACAAAAAAACCGCAGAGCCCGCGGUUUCUGCUUGUGAUGAAGUCAAAACACACCUGAACUGUGAAAAUUCAGGAGUCAGAGACGCCAAAGUCACGAGUGAAGAUGUGAAAGAGGUGUCUUCGUCGAAACCUCCCGUCCCUGAAUCUCCUGCUCCUUUCGGCUGCCACAACAUCCGCACGCAGGUGAGCCUGGAGGUGGUGCAGUGUCAGUCUGCAGCGACCAGCCCCAUGACUCCACCUGAGGGGGGCCAGGCCUUCUGCUUCCCCAGCUCCAGUUUGAGAUGUGGAGCUGUGGGUGCAGAGACUAAAGACGCCGAGCUGCAGGUGGGUCACCAGGUGGAGUAUCGCUCCGUGGCUACAGCACCCAUGACCCCAAGAACACCAGUCGCAACAUCUUUCCCCGAGGUCAGGAAAGAAACCAGCCUGGAGGAGAAGAUAGUGGAGGAGGAAGAGGAGAAAAAGGAAGACAUGGAGGAUGAGAAUAAGAUGAAAGAAGAGGACACGAAGGAGGAAAGCAACUGCAAUGAGAAAAGUGAGGAGCCAGUGCAGGAGGUGAGCUGGGAUGAGAAAGGCAUGACAUGGGAGGUGUAUGGGGCGGUGGUGGAGGUGACUGUGUUGGGCUCGGCCAUCCAGAAACAUCUGGAGAAGCAGGUGAAGAAGCAGAAGCAUCAGCCCUCCAUGCCUCCCCCUCCCCCGCUCAACCUGUCGGCAAUGCCCCUCAACUCAGAGGGCUCGGGUAAAGGCAAGAGGGGAGAACAGGAUGGGGAGAUGGGCCGACGUAGGAGAAACCCCUUCCGUCAGCUGAUGGAGAACAUGCAGCAGCCACAUUGCUGCACAAGAGCUCACAGCGCUGAGUGA
Labrus mixtus (cuckoo wrasse) is the source of this 2464-nucleotide messenger RNA. RefSeq names its product G protein-regulated inducer of neurite outgrowth 1 (gene gprin1). Lineage: Eukaryota; Metazoa; Chordata; Actinopteri; Labriformes; Labridae. Gene Ontology annotation, cellular component: plasma membrane. The record is from RefSeq and is a predicted model, not a curated record. The transcript is spliced from 2 exons. Bases 254 to 2464 code for a protein of 736 amino acids. Gene Ontology annotation, biological process: neuron projection development.